UUCCCCAUGAGCCGCUGAGCCGUUGACACGGUUUCCACCCAGAACGGAAUAAAUAUCUCGAAACGCAGUUCGAAUCGCUUCCUUAUCAGACGCUCGCGACGUGACUUAAAUCCAAGUGACGUGUUUUGGGGUCCAGAACGUCUUGGGAAUCACAAUCGCGAAUCGGGGGCCCUCCAAGUGUGUUUGUUCUGAGCAGCUCUCACAUAUAUUCAGGAACAAAGAACAGUGCAAUGGGUGGCGGAAAGUACAUCUGCCUGCUGGGUCUCAUAAUAGGAGCAUCUUUACUGCCCUCAAUUAGCAACGCUGCCAGAUUUAAUUUUCCAAGCCCUAACAACAAUUUGGGGCAAAAUGUUAAAUCGUACUUAAAUAGCCUUCCAUCUUCUAAAUGGAUUGAGCUUGUUAACUCAGGACUGGAUUCAAUCAACAGACAAAAAAGACUGGAAGACAAUUUGCUGAAUUCUGAUAUUACUGUCAAAAAUGGCAGUCUUUCGCACACCCAACUUUUGGACACACUACCUAAUACUGAAUCCAAGAAGGACAGUGAAAUAGCUGUCAAGAUUUUAAAGUCCAGCUUGUUUGUGUACAACAGCCAGUGCCUGCCCCAUGACAUUAAUGAGGAGCAGUGUCGCAUCUACUUGGAGCAGAAGCCUCUUCCCGAAAGGACUAGUCUUCGCAGCGAUUGCCAAAAACUGCUAAAUGGCAACCGUGAGGGACAUCAUGCUUACAGAAGACUAUUGGAGCCUUAUUACAAGGAUGGUUUCCAUCGGAUGUUCCCGGAGACUCGAUCGUUUCCAGGACCAUGGUACGUCAGUAGGGCCCUAUAUGAUCCGGACACGACCCAAAAUGCUCAACUGGUACAAUCCUUUGAAAAAUUGCAACUUAAUUUAGGAUUCGCACAAUGGGCUCAGUUUGUGGAGCACGAUCUAAGCAAACCCGUAUCCCAGUCGAUGAGCAACGGAUCGCCGAUAGAGUGCUGCAGCCGUGACCAGAACAACCUUCAGCCCCGGCAUCAACACCCAGCAUGCGCCCCAAUCAUCUACCAGCCCAGUGGGAAAUACGACGUGCCCAGCUGCCUUAAUUAUGUGAGAAGUGCACUGGCCGUGGCCGACUGCAAUUUUGGUGCUGCAGAGCAGCUCAACCAAGCCACUAGCUCAUUGGAUCUGUCCCAACUGUACGGCUUCACCACGGCAGCCCAGCAUAAGAUGAGGGUCUUCCAGGAUGGUCUUCUCAAGUCCACACCCAGCGACUUCAAGAACAAUGCUCUGUUGCCCAUGACUUCGGACACGAAAGAUGUGGAGAACUCCUUCUGCGCCUGGGGAGCCUCUAGCAACUCCACCUGCUUUGCAGCUGGCGACUCCCGGGUCAAUAGCAGCCCCUUCUCCAUCGUUAUCUACACCAUCUUCAUGCGCAACCACAAUCGUCUGGCAAGGGAACUGAAGGAGAGGAAGCCACGUUGGAGCGAUGAACGCCUCUACCAGGCCGCCAAGGCGGUCAAUGUGGACAUCUAUAGGCGGGUGGUAAUGGAGGAGUGGCUGCCAGAGGUUCUUGGCCAGACCCAGGCCAACGAGGUGCUCGACACCAAGCCUUCCCGGGAAACCCCCAAGGAGAUCUCCAACGAAUUUGGUGCGGCCGCCAUCAGGUUCUAUUACUCAUUGCUGCCCAAUGAGCUCCGCAAUCGCAGUAGUGAUAACUACAAUGAUCUCUUUGAAGAACAUGGUCAGACCAAUCUGUUUGUGCUGAAAAACGAAAUCUACAAACCUCAUCUGGAGUAUACAACCCACAAGUUAAACGAGAUCCUGGAGAGCUUGCUCCAUCAGAGAGCCAUGCAAAUGGAUGCAGCCUACGCCGAGAGUGUUGUUUGGCCAAAGAACACAAAGCCCACGCAUGCCGAUAUCCUAGCUUUCGAUAUCCAGAGGGGCAGGGAUCAUGGAGUGCAGCCCUAUUACAAAUAUAUGGAAGUUUGCAACGGUAUUGAUCUUGUGGAUGAUUGGAGUGACUUUGCGAGGUUCAUACCUAAAGAGACCUUGGACAAGCUAAAAACUAUUUAUUCAAGCUGGAAGGAUGUCGACCUAAUUGUGGGUGGCAUUUCCGAGACUCCUGUCAAUGGAGCUUUGGGACCCACUUUCAACUGCGUUUUGGCUGAACAAUUCCGGAAUGUGCACCUUCAACACCGACGCAAUCCUUUCCACGAGCAUUCCUCCCUAUUGUCGGAGUAUUUGCAUUUUAAUGGCACAAAGCUACUUUGCCUGAACUCUGAUUUGAGGUCGGCCUCGCAGAAUAUCUUCAAGUUGCCAUCGGCCAGCAAUCUGCUAGUCAAUUGUGACGAUUUGGUGUAAAGGCUGAUGCCUAGCGGGCGUAAGGCGUAUAUAGUACUCAUAAACCGAUUUUAGAUUAUGUUCCUAAGCCAAAAAACUAAAAAACUUUAAUUUUAUGAUCAAUAAAUACCUCAAGGAAAUUGCAA
Messenger RNA from Drosophila bipectinata, 2461 nucleotides. RefSeq names its product Immune-regulated catalase (gene Irc). Gene Ontology annotation, biological process: response to oxidative stress. The record is from RefSeq and is a predicted model, not a curated record. NCBI's taxonomy places the organism in Eukaryota, Metazoa, Arthropoda, Insecta, Diptera, Drosophilidae. Gene Ontology annotation, molecular function: heme binding; peroxidase activity.